Molecule: messenger RNA, 1851 nt
Organism: Stylonychia lemnae
Lineage: Eukaryota; Ciliophora; Spirotrichea; Sporadotrichida; Oxytrichidae
Source: the annotation of a GenBank genome assembly
AUGAUUAAUUAUUAAUAGGUCAGCACAUAUUCCAAUAGAGUAAGCAGCCCGCAAUAGUUCCACCCUAAUGGCAUUUAACAUUCUCCUAUCAAUUUUAGUUCUAGAAAGUAAUCAAUCAAUUAGCAAAUCAGUCUCAAAGAUAUUGAAAAAUCUCCAAUUAAUAAAUUGGAUUAAAAUAAAAAACAGAUAAAAUAUCUCAUACAAAAGAGACCUGCCAAUAUCUCUAAUUACGGACUCCCAGAAAAUUAGAACACGGAUGACCAAUAGAAUGCUCAUGUAGAGAAAUAAAAAUAAACUUAUAGAUACAACAACAGUAAAAGAAAACUUUUGAGCCCACAGAGACCAUCAUUAAUGCCCGCAAAUGGCUAAAACAUUAAGGUAGUAGACUUUGAUGAUGAAAACUCAUAGCCAUAAUAAUAGAGAUUUUAAAUUCAUCAUCAAACUCAUCAAAACUUCUAUAAGUAGAGUAAUAGCAACAGUUAGAACAAGAGUAGCAACCUCGAAAACAAUAGGAAAAAGAAAUAAGAGUAUGAGCUAAAUGAAAUGGAUUUCAAGGUGAAUCUAAAUUAAUCCGACUAAAUGAGUAAAAUCAUGAAUUAGUCAUACCAGCAGUAGCAGCAAUAAGAUAACUCCCCUAAAAAUCAAUUUGGAAUAUCACAGAGAGAUUGGAUAUAGAAAUAAAUACAGAUGAACAACAUUAUACAAAGAGUAAAUCCUGAGUCUAACCUCCCGAGAUAAAAUACAUUGAAAUUUCCUAAGUAUAAUAAUCAGAACGAUCCGAAUCAACUAAAUAUCAUUCAUUCAUAAAAUGAUGACAUCCCCUCAAAGUUCAUUUCAAAGGUAGAAUAAUAACAUAAUCUCUAACAGUAAUCCAUGCAACUAAACUAGCUAUACUAAGGCCACUAGAGUAAUCAUGUCACAUACUUUGGACAUUUUACAAAUUCAAAGCCAAAAAAAUAAACAAUGAAAGACCUUUAUUCUAGUAACGUAAAUAAACAACAAGCCUAUUAAUCACAGAGUUCAUAGAGCACGGCUACAAACUCAACAUUCUUUGAGUAGCGGAUUGCAAGUUAGACCAGAGGAGAAAAAUAACUUUUAUAGCCUCUUAAUUUACUUUCUAAUUAAUCGCCCGAUGAUUUAGUUAUCGAAGAAGCUUUAGAAAAAGUUGCGCCGGUGCCUGUUUUAGAGAAGGUUAAUAGUCUGGGGAAUGUUUAGUUCUAAACAAUGUAGAAUUUCUUCAAAACUAAUCUUGCCCAAUAAAUAAUAUAACCUGUAUAAUAAUCAAGAGCUAACUAGUCUUAAAUGAGUAAUAGAUAGAAGCUUCAAGAUGCAACAGCCAAAUAGGUAAAUCCUAUCGGUAGAUCAAAAAUUAGAAGAUCCAGUGUACAGAGUCGCAAGUCUCAAGAAUCUCAAAUUCUCGUGAAUAACUUAUAGGAACAGUAGAAUAAGGACACUUUCUUUGACAAUAUUAAUACUUAAUACUAUCAAACCUCAAAGGGAUUCGGUAAAGUUAAAGACAUUAAUUUUGAGGUUCAGCGAGACACUCGGGUGAUCAAGCAUCUUUAGCCAGAAGUCAAAGAAUAGCUUAAUUUGCUGUUUUACGAUUUCAAUAAUUCGUAGAAAUAACCAUAACAGCACCGUUCAUAAAACCCUCGAUUAAAUGAAGGAACCCAAGUCUCAGAUAUUUUAGACAAUAUUUAGGUUUAGGAGUUCCAAAUGAAGAACUGUAAUAAUCAUUAUUAGAUAGGCGACCGUGUUCCUACGAGAGAGGGCGCCUCUAGAGUCAGAAAGACUAGAAUAUAAGCUAGAAAAACCACAGCAGCCUUCAACUAAUAAAGAGAGAGUAAUUGA